This is a messenger RNA of Zea mays, 1428 nucleotides long. Its product is annotated as Calmodulin-binding transcription activator 2. The transcript has 3 exons. The coding region runs from base 723 to 1280 and encodes 185 amino acids. Gene Ontology annotation, cellular component: nucleus. Gene Ontology annotation, biological process: regulation of transcription by RNA polymerase II. Gene Ontology annotation, molecular function: protein binding; double-stranded DNA binding; transcription coregulator activity. The record is from RefSeq and is marked predicted. NCBI's taxonomy places the organism in Eukaryota, Viridiplantae, Streptophyta, Magnoliopsida, Poales, Poaceae.
GGAGGGCGUCCACCAGCCUCACCACGCCCCCGCCCGCCCGCGAUGUUACGCCCCCCUCUCCCGCGGCGCCGUGAUGCCCGCUGCCGCGCGUGUCUUCCUCCUUCCUCCCCGCAUCCCGCAUUCCGCCCGCGAACUGCUCCCUCCCCCGCGAACUGCUCCUCGCGAACUGCUCCCUCCCCCGCGGCGCGUCUUCCUCCCCGGAUCCGACAUCCCCACACCAAACGCGUGCCCCCUGCCCUCGCCCUCGACGGCGCUGCCCUCUCUGAUGGCGGGAUCCGCGGACGCGCCCCCACCAACCCCGACCCCGAGCCAGCCCGCCACAACCGCGCCCGCUCCAUGCGCGAUGGCCACUCAUCCAGUCACUGUCCCCGGCGCGACUCGGACCGAAUCUUAGGCCCGCCUGCCGCCGCCGCCGGCUCCAGAUGGAAACGAUAAAACCUCCCUCCUCCUCCUCCUCCUCCUGGUCCAUGUCGCUGGGUUCGGGUCCCAAGGGGCCGCACGGUUUCGCUGCCGGCGCCGAUCUUAGCACCAGCGGCGUUGACCCCGCCCGAUUCACCCCAGACUGCUGCUGGCCGCGCGACCUGCUCCUUCGUGACUGAUUACUCGGAAUUUCUAUCCGCUUGUGGGAUUCUCGAGCGGAUCAGCUGAGCACAUCAACUUCAGCGCCAUUUGUUUGGCCACGAAGCAAAUCGUAGAGCUUUUCUUCCGAGGGUCCUUCUCAGAUGUGGAGUUCCUCGACCCCCAGAGUAUACCGCAGCUGGGUUCGUAUCCAAAACAAGUUCAGAGGAUGGAAAGGAAGAAAAGAGCGGCAGAAAAUUGUGAAGAUACAGGCCCAUGUACGUGGACAUCAGGUAAGGAAAAGCUAUCGGAAGGUAGCCUGGUCUGUUGGCAUCGUGGAGAAAGUCAUACUGAGGUGGAGGAGAAAGGGAAGGGGUCUGCGAGGUUUCCAAUCUGAGAAACAACUUGAAGGUCCAUCAUGGCAGAUCCAACCUGCAAAGGCUGAGGCUGAGGAUGAAUAUGACUUCUUGAAGGAUGGCAGGAAACAGGCUACAGGCAGGUUGGAUAGAGCACUGGCUCGUGUGCGUUCCAUGAAUCAGUAUCCUGAAGCAAGAGACCAGUACCGCAGGCUGCAAGCCUGUGUUAACAGCCUACGAGAGUCCCAGGCGAUGCAGGACAGGAUGCUGGCUGAUUCAACUGGCACCGAUGGGGGUGAUUUCAUGACUGAAUUGGAGGAGCUAUGCCGGGAUGAUGGCGAUGCCCCGAUGUCGACUAUUUCUUGACAUGGAGCUUACUAUAGAUCAGUUAGGCAGUGACAUGUUCUUUACCAGACUAGAUGUAAUUUGUUGUUACUAAAUGGUCUCUACUCACCGUUGAACACCAUAAUAUAAUGAUAUAGCAGCUAAUACAUGGACUUCUACAGAUUAUGAU